UAAUUUUAGCGCCAAUCAUAAAUUUCCAUUCAAAAGUUUUGUAAAUAAUUUGUAUUUGAUAACAAACAUUUAAUGGGGGAAAUCUCUUCAAAGACCAAUUAAAUGGAUUAUGCUCUUGAAUUACCACGUGAUAAGCACUCAAUUUGUUUAUUUUAAAAGUCACGAUGGCAGAAUCUGAAUCUGGAGAAUGGGACGAAUUUCUUUUACGCUAUCCAGGCAUCAUUGUAAGCGGUUGUAAUGCCAGGGGGACUGUAAAACUAAAAGAUAAAUGGUACCGCUUAAAAGUGACGUGUCCACAUUUCCCGAAACUACAGGAUGCGCGUUUGGAACUACAUCUGCCACAGCAAAUUAAAUUUACCAAAAUAAAAAAUGAAGAUUUGGCAACUGAUUGGACGCUGUUUGAUGUAAUGGAGAAUCUGCCACAACUUCAAGAAAAGUACUGUGAUGCACCCAGUCCAAAGGCCAAAAAUAUUGAAAUAAACAAGUGCAACAUUUAUAGCGAAAUAGCCGCUCUCUACGCGCCACAAGAUUAUCAAUUGGAAUUAAAUGACGCCUGCACUCUACUGCGUUUCUCCAAGUUCGCAGAACACCAUCAACACUAUUUACAAUUGGAACUACCGGCACUACGCAUAACUGAACACAGUCUGCCCGACUGUGUGCCAUGGGAGGAACAUCUGCAGAAAUACGACAACCUCAGCGCAAUGGUGCAACAAUUUCGCAAUUAUCUGCAAGAUUUACAACCGUUUUAUGAGAAUUUCACCGACAUUGAUGAGCUAUGCUAUGUUGUGCAGCCAACGCCACCAGUUUCGACCAAACACAAUUGGCGUUUAUUUGUGCUGCGUGAACGUGUCUUUAUCAAAUUGGUGCUAUCCGAUCCCUUUGCACCCAUUAGUUCUAUGUCAGUGCAGAUAAUAGGACCAACACAAGCUGUGGAAGAGUUGAGGCGCACGCUAAGUAAUGGUCUAAGCGAGUGGGAUGCUGAAUUGGAUAUACAUAAAAACUUGUUGCGCAUUUUCGAUAUCUGCUAUUUUCCGAUGCCGCCUGGUAGCGGUUGGUUGGAGGCAGAGGGUGUAGUUAAUGCCACAGAGCAAAAAUUUUGUAAUAUUUGUUACUCGUAUCAACUAGAACAAGGUGAGAUACCAAUUGUCUCCUGUGAUAACCCACAAUGUACGCUGAUAUAUCACGCGGCCUGUUUAAAAGAGUGGUUCAACACGCUCACUAAUGGAAAAGAUUUUCUGAGCGUCUCAUUUGGCACUUGCCCGUUUUGUAAAACUAAACUUUCAACAUCAUUCGCUGAGUUAUUGGUAAAUUGAUUUUUAAUAAUUUUCGAGAAAUCUUAUUAGUAAACAUACAGUAAAUUAAUAUGUAUUCAAUACAUCGCUGUAAUUACCAUAAGUGUUUGAACAUCAAUUCAAUAAGUAUUUCAUAUAGACUACGCUAUCGAGUAAGCCUAAAACAAGUGAGUGUUUUUUAAAUAAAUUUUGUUUUUUUUUUAUUUAUUACAUAUUAGUUUAUGCACUUUUUUAAUAAUUCAAGUCACUAGAAACUUUUCAAAUAGUCGUAGUUAUGGAUUUGA
Messenger RNA from Zeugodacus cucurbitae (melon fly), 1576 nucleotides. RefSeq names its product E3 ubiquitin-protein ligase FANCL (gene Fancl). Gene Ontology annotation, molecular function: ubiquitin protein ligase activity. Gene Ontology annotation, biological process: protein monoubiquitination; interstrand cross-link repair. The record is from RefSeq and is a predicted model, not a curated record. The transcript has 3 exons. Gene Ontology annotation, cellular component: Fanconi anaemia nuclear complex; nucleus. NCBI's taxonomy places the organism in Eukaryota, Metazoa, Arthropoda, Insecta, Diptera, Tephritidae. Bases 165 to 1313 code for a protein of 382 amino acids.